AUUUGGAAUUGUUCCGAAUGUUACUGCUCAUUUCAUCUUGAAUGUAUACAACGUUGGUCAAAAGAUAGUAUCGUUCAAAAGAAAAACGUUUUAGAAGGUCAAAUAAUAACUAAACAAAUAAAAUUAGUAUGGUGUUGCCCAAAAUGUCGACGUGAAUAUCUCCCAGAAGACACCCCAACACACUACACAUGUUUCUGUACGAAAACGAUCAAUCCAAAAUUUCAAUCACUUCUAAUUCCACAUUCUUGCGGGGAAAAAUGCGGAAAACAACUCAAACCGAUUUGUGGGCAUGAAUGUUUAUUGUUAUGCCACCCCGGACCAUGUCCACCAUGCCCAAUAACAAUCUCAUCAAAGUGUUAUUGUGGAUCAAAUCCCCCAAAAUUACAAAGAUGUUGCAAUAAAGAAUGGUCCUGUGGAUCGAAAUGUAAUAAAUUAUUAACGUGCGAUAAACACAAAUGUUCGGAAUUAUGUCACGCUGGAGAUUGUAAGCCAUGCCCGAAAAAAAGUAUACAAAAAUGUCUUUGUGGAACAUCGCAAAAAUUGAGGGAUUGUUCAACUCCAAUUUGGCAAUGCGAGAAAAUCUGUAAUAAAGCAUUAACUUGUGGAUUUCAUAGUUGCCCGGAAAUAUGUCAUUUUGGUGAUUGUGGCGAAUGUGAAUUGUCGAAAGUUAGGACGUGUCCUUGUGGAAAAUCGAAUUAUAAUUUACCAUGUACUGAAGAAACUCCUACUUGUGAAGAUACUUGUGGGAAAUUGUUGGAAUGCGAACAACAUUUUUGUAAUUAUAAAUGUCAUAAAGAUAAAUGUGGAUCUGUAAGUAUAAUUGUUGUUAUAAGAAACGUGAAUGAUUCAUCACUUAAAACUCUAUGAUGAUUUGGAAGUAAUACACAUAGUGUAUAUGUGUGUGGCUGUGCUGAAAAAUUAUCCCCACACAAUCUACACAUCCACAGUCUUACACCUAAAUCGCGCAAUCAUACAUUUUUUCAUACCUCUACCCUCCUCCAUUAAAUACAACGGAAUUUUCUCCGUCAUUAAGACGUUGCAUUUAUUAUUGUUGUAUUGGGAAGAUUCCUUUUCCACCUGAGCAACCCCAAAACCCACCUCCAAUAUUUUCUCCACCAUCUUGUGUUGAGAUUGUAAUGAUAAAUGAUAUAAAAUAAAGCAGAAUAGACUAAAACCCGCUUUUUAAAGUCUCAAGUAAAGGUGAGUAACAAAAUUGCUUGUAUCUUCAGUGUUCGACUUAUACUGUGUGGAUUUGGAAUUGUAUGGAAUGUGAAUUACUUUUUUGACUACCCUUUGUUGGGUUAUAUUUUUUAUUAAGCUUUCAAUGGGAUGUUGCUUUGAUAGAACAUAACAACUGAGUGGUGUUGUGUUGUAUUUACAUUGUCAUUCAACCUACUUCGCUUUUGUUUAUACAACUAAAACUGAAACUUAACACACCCCAGUAAACAAAAACCAAGUUUUACAAAACAAUAACUUAAAUUCUAACAACUAGUUUAUCUCUGUAUGUUUCAAAUUUAACCCUUUCUAAUCUUUGCAAUGGAU
Molecule: messenger RNA, 1542 nt
Organism: Onthophagus taurus
Lineage: Eukaryota; Metazoa; Arthropoda; Insecta; Coleoptera; Scarabaeidae
Source: RefSeq, a predicted model, not a curated record